AUGGGGGUCCGGGGGCUUGGGGGCGACGCCCCCAACAACGAGUACUGCAGCGCACCACGCAGUGCAACAAACGACAGUAGUAAAAGAGCAUCGUAUUCGAGAAAUAUUGUAAUAGAGAAGACGGAAAAUGCUCUCGUGUUGUGGGUUAAAGAUUUAAUUAAAAAACGAAUCCCCGUUUACAAAGAAUUAAUUCAAGAAAAAGCCAGACAGUAUUUCAACCAACUAAAGGAUUUAGAACCAAGUUCAUCAUCCUGUUUACGAAACGUGACAUUUUCUGCGAGGAAUGGCUGGUUUACUGGAUUUUUACAACGGUACGCACUUCACAAUGUGAAGCUACAAGGCGAGGCAGCGUCCGCCGAUGAACCAGCUGCUAUGAAUUAUCGCAAAGUAUUAGCGGAAAUCAUUGAUGAUGGUGGAUAUUGCUCAGAUCAAGUAUUUAAUGCAGAUGAGACUGGGUUAUUCUGGAAAAAGAUGCCCAGCCGAACAUUCAUUGCGAAAUAUGAGAAAACUGCAAGUGGUUUUAAAGCGGAAAAGGAUCGAAUCACACUUCUUCUUUGCAGUAAUGCCUCUGGUGCAAAGAUGUUAACACCACUUAUUAUAAAUAAAGCUUUAUAUAAUAACCCGGAAUCUAUUACAGCAGAUAAAAUAUAUGCAGGGUUCCAGAUUUCGAAAAAAUUGGAAACGCAUUUUCUUAAAAAAGAUACCAAUGCGGAAAGACGCUUAGAAUUCCAAAAAGAGCUGAGAUCAUGCAUGUCUCAGUAUCGUGACGUUUACAAGCAAUUGACCAGUCGACCGUCGUCACAAAAACUGAUCACUGACUUUAUGGUACCAAAAACAAAUCAAUUGAAAUCCUAUCUUCAAGCGACGAAAGCGAUUUUCAACCAAUUCAUCACAAGAAGAAGAUGCGCGUUUUGGAUUACGACGAGUAGCAGUAAACUAUUUAAUGUAUAA
This is a messenger RNA of Hylaeus volcanicus, 951 nucleotides long. Its product is annotated as tigger transposable element-derived protein 1-like. Gene Ontology annotation, molecular function: DNA binding. Lineage: Eukaryota; Metazoa; Arthropoda; Insecta; Hymenoptera; Colletidae. Bases 1 to 951 code for a protein of 316 amino acids. The transcript is spliced from 2 exons. Gene Ontology annotation, cellular component: nucleus. The record is from RefSeq and is a predicted model, not a curated record.